UGACUAAAGGUGGACGAGCGGAUCUUUCUCCGAUAUGCCAUUAACGAGCAUUGCUAUAUUGGGGGUAAUCUGAACUUCCGGCCGUAUGGCUGGACGAUCUGAUUACGAUGUGCAAUGGGCUUUGCCGGGAUCGGUCGGGACAAAAUCAAACCUGACCGAUUGACCAAACGUCCAAUCUCCGCAGGACGAAAGAUGUCGGCACUCUCCACACAUGAUCCGAAAAUCGUACGAAUCCUCGAUUCGUACGAGGAUUCGGAUUUGGAUUUGCUUAGGAGGACCAAUUGCUGUCGGAAGUUCAUCCAGUUUGUUCCCCUUGCCUCCAGGACCAGGAAUUCUAUAUCUUUGGUUUUACCCCAAGUGAAAUAUUACAGUUUAGAGGAGAAACAGUUCCAAUGGAGAGCUCAGCAGUUGUACCUACUGAUGGAGGAAACUUUUCAAAGGUCCCAGAUAGGAACAUCUCUGAAACACCCAUACAAUUAAAAAAAGAGGACACUCAGAGUCUAAUAACCAGUUGUCCCCGCUAUCCGCAGGAUGCAACAAAAAUUCCCUCACACACAAGGAACCAAAUGCUGAUCCAUCAGAGAAAGGACACUGAUUCAUCAGAGAAUUUACAUACAGACUCUGAGGAAAAUACUUUUCAAAAUAGUAAUUUUGUCUCAAGCCAGAAAAUCCACACAGGAGAGAAACCUUUCACUUGUACAGAAUGUGGGAAAAAAUUCUCUCAUGAGUCCACCCUUUACCGACAUCAGAAAACCCACACAGGAGAGAAACCUUACUCUUGUACAGAAUGUGGGAAAGAAUUCUCUGAAAAGGCCCACCUUUCUAAACACUAUAAAAUCCACACAGGAGAGAAACCUUUCUCUUGUACAGAAUGUGGGAAAGAAUUCUCUGAUAAGUCCAGACUUCACAAUCACCAUAAAAUCCACACAGGGGAGAAACCUUACUCUUGUACAGAAUGUGGGAAAGAAUUCUCUGAGAAGUCCAGCCUUCAACAUCAUCAGAAAAUUCACACAGGGCAGAAACGUUUCUCUUGUACAGAAUGCGGGAAACAAUUCUCUAAUAAAAGCAACCUUCGUACACACCAGAAAAUCCACACAGGAGAGAAACCUUUCUCUUGUACAGAAUGCGGGAAACAAUUCUCUAAUAAAAGCAACCUUCGUACACACCAUAAAAUCCACACAGGGGAGAAACCUUUCUCUUGUACAGAAUGCGGGAAGGAAUUUUCUCAUAAAAUACACUUUUACUCACAUCAGAAAAUCCACACAGGAGAGAAACCUUUCUCAUGCACAGAAUGUGGGAAAGAAUUCUCUCGUGAGUUCAGCCUUCGCAUACACCAUAGAAUCCACACAGGAGAGAAACCUUUCUCUUGUACAGAAUGUGGGAAAGAAUUCGCUGAUAAGUCCAACCUUCACAAUCACCAGAGAAUCCACACAGGAGAGAAACCUUUCUCUUGUACAGAAUGUGAGAAAGAAUUCUCUCAUAAGUUCAGCCUUCACAAACACCAGAAAAUCCAUACAAGAGAGAACCUUUCUCAUGUACAAAAUGUGGGAAAGAAUUCUCUGAUAAGUCCAACCUUUGUAGACACUAAAAUCCACACAGGAGAGAAACCAUUCUCCCCGGAACAGCGAGUAUUCCAAUUCAAUACACGCAUCUUUUCCUGGCUGUUGGAUUCAUCUAUUCCAUGCUUCACCUGGGCAAGUUGUGAAUAGUGCACUUCUUCCAAACCACUGAGGAAGCUUGCCAGUGGCUCAACAACCCGUGGUGCAACUGAUAUGAGCAUCUCGUGAUUAGUAGGGCCUACUUAUGUUUACCCUACAUGCCUACUGCACAACAGCUACAGAUUAUGCACAAUGAGACUGUUUGGUAAGUGCGGGAACUCAGGGAAAAGGCGUAACAAGCCUAUUGGCUGUUUCGUUUAUUUGAACUUGGCUACAACGCACAAAUUUGGCCUCCAUAUAAGACUGUAGGUCAACCAGUGCAGAGUGGUACAUAUAGUGGGCAAAACAAUGCACAGGAGGAUUGAAUACCCAUUGGAGUAGUACUCAACAUAGAUGAUGCUUGCGUACACUGCUUAAAUCUAAUACAAGGCUAAACUGGUGCCUCAAAAGCAGUGAAGCUAUUGGAGCUCCAAAAAUACUCAAUGCAGUAUUUGAGGUCCAACUCUCCCUGGGAUUACAAAUUCUAAGCAGAUGCCAGUAAGCAGACUCUUAUAGGAAAAAGUGGAUAAGAUGACAUUGGUACUAUGGACAAGGAUUUUCAUCGCUGUUCAUUAACCUGGGCACACUGUUAAGCUGGAAACUAAAAGUAACAAGGUGCAUGCCGGACAUAGGGCAAAUGGUCUUCAAGAUCUAGCUAUUGUAAUAUCACCUGGAAAGGCUCCCUGGCAGUGACAGAGACAAACACUUGCCAACCCUAUGGACGUGAUGGACAGUGUCAGACUGGCCCCCCGGGAUACCAGGAGAACUCCUGGUGGGCUCAGGUGUCAAUGGGCCCUUGUGCUGCUAAACAUUUGACCUAUUUCAUGGUCAUUCUUUAUUUCAAUGAGAACAAAAAGGCUAAAUAGAUGGAAUAAUAGAUUAUAGUAUUAUAUUAUGUAAAUAGAAGAGGCUAGGAGAAUAGUGAUUGAGUGAG
Xenopus laevis (African clawed frog) is the source of this 2631-nucleotide messenger RNA. Its product is annotated as zinc finger protein OZF-like. NCBI's taxonomy places the organism in Eukaryota, Metazoa, Chordata, Amphibia, Anura, Pipidae. The record is from RefSeq and is a predicted model, not a curated record.